CAGUCUCCUCUCUCUACUGCGCGCGCAACCAGCGCCUGGACAGCCGCCGACUCCGACCCCCUCCAAAUUCCUUAAACCCUAGCAGCAGCAGCAGCUCCCACUGCCACCGCUACGGCGCCGUCGACGACGAGGGGGAGCGCGGAGUAGAGGGGCUCCGGCGACCGCGUCAGAGAUGGCAGCGAGCCACAGCCACGGCGCGGGGACGCUCAAGUCCACCGCCAUCAACGGGGUCAAGCUCUACUCGCUCACCGGCAGCCGCUACGUCGCCCCCUGGGUAGUCGCCAAGAAGAAGCGCGCCCUCCGUAAGGACAAAGAGUAUCAGCGGAGGUUGGAUUUGAUCCAUGACCUGAGGUUCGAGACCGCCACCACUAAGAUCAAGCUGACGCCCGAUGACCAGUACGUGAUCGCCUCAGGUAUUUACCCCCCGCAAGUUAAAGUCUAUGAGUUGAAGGAGUUGUCGAUGAAGUUCGAGCGGCACUUGAUCUCAGAAAUUGUAACUUUCCAGAUCCUUGGUGAUGACUAUUCAAAACUUGCGUUUUUGUGUGCUGAUCGUUCUGUAAAUUUGCACGCCAAGUAUGGAAGCCAUUAUAGCUUGAGAAUUCCAAGAAUGGGAAGGGACAUGGCCUACGAUUGUUGGUCCUGCGACUUGCUAUGUGCUGCUUCAUCACCAGAUCUGUACAGGAUCAACUUAGAGCAGGGACGAUUCCUUGCUUCUCUUUCCUCCCAAUCACCAGCAAUAAAUGCGGUUACGCGAAGUAAGAUCCAUGGACUUGUUGCUUGUGGCGGUGAGGAUGGUGCGGUUGAGUGCUUUGAUAUGAGGAAAAAAACUUCUGUUGGCAGAAUUAAUAUUCCAGCUGUUUCUUCUGAAGAUUAUUAUCAGGAGGUCACGUCUUUGCAAUUUGAUGAAGAUCAGGGAUACCUUAUGGCAGUGGGAACCAGUACAGGAAAGAUAUCAAUAUAUGAUUUACGCAUGUCUUCUCCUCUGCGAGUUAAGGAUCACAUGUAUGGUAGCCCAAUAUUGAAUAUCAAGUGGCACCAGACACUUAAUUCUACUGAACCUAAACUGAUCACUGCUGAUAAGCACAUAGUGAGAGUCUGGGAUCCUAAUACAGGAAAUAACAUGACUAGCAUUGAACCAGAUGGUGGUGCUAUAAACGAUGUCUGCAUCUUCCGGAAUAGUGGUUUAAUGCUAUUAGCUCUGGACAAUAGCCAGAUACCUGCCCACUUCAUUCCUGCACUUGGCCCUGCUCCAAAGUGGUGCUCACAUCUUGAUAACCUAACUGAGGAGAUGGAAGAGAAACCAGAUACAACACUGUUUGAUGAGUACAAGUUCUUGACUAAAGAAGAGAUGGAGCGACUGAACCUUACUCAAUACAUUGGCAGUAGUGCUGUAAGAGCAUAUUUACAUGGAUUUGUCGUACGUUAUGAACUAUACAAGAAGCAACGGGCAGAAGUUGCUCCUGUUGAGUACGAGACAAUUAAAGAAGAGAUCAAGAAAAAGAAAAUAGAAGCUCAGAGAAAAUCUCGUAUAACGCAAGUCGUCAAAAUACCGAAGGUUAACAGGCAUAUUAUGGACAGUAUAAUGGAAGAUGAAAUGGAUCUUGAUGCGGAGAAUGUUGAUAAAUCAAGUAUUAAGAAGAAGAAAAGAAAACUAGAACUCAAUAAGGCGAUUUUGCAUGAUGAACGGUUCAAACCAAUGUUUGAGGAUAAGGAUUUUGAAAUUGAUGAAGAAUCAAAAGAAUAUCUUGCACUUCAUCCUCAAGCAGCUACAAAGGAGCCUCACCUAGUUGAAGAACAUUUUGAUAGUGUUAGUGAGGAUGAUCAACAAUCUGAUGGUAAUGCAUCUGAUGCUUCAGCGGAAUCUGACAGUGAUGAUGGCAUUCAUAAUUCAAAGCGUAUAAGGUUAUAUGAGGUCAAGGAUGAACACCAUGCUGAAGCAUUUGUGAAUAGUGUCUCUUUAUCUAACGAGGAGGCUGUUCCCCUUGGGGAUAGGAUAGCUGCCUUGGAAAGGAAACAGAACUCGAAAGCACUUGAUGCGGUCAAGUAUGGGCCUGGUGGCUCACGGGAGAUUUCAUUUAUCUCUAAAAGCCGAAGAAGGCACAAGGAAGAAUCGUCUAGCGACGAUGAACCCAAGGGUGUCAAAAAGAGAGGUGUACAGCCCCUGGGUUUGAAGCAGGGAAAAGCCGAGUUCUAUAUGUUUGGUGGAAAUCGUGGCCGAGGGAGAGGCGGUGGUGGCCGAGGGAGAGGCGGUCGAGGAAGAGGUGGAGGGAGGGGUAGGGGCAGGGGCAGGGGCAGAGGAUGAAAGGCUACCACAUUGAACCCGUUCCUGCCUUUGCAGGGUUUUGGCAAACUUUAAAGAUGGGGACAUUUCCCUGGGAAUACAUUUAACUGGACAAAAGCUCCAGGAUGUCGUAAUCCAUUGCAAGAGUGAUGCCAAUGGGAUGGAUCCUGAACAUAGGACGAGUAGAAAGUGUGUUCCUUCACAACAUACUAGGCAAGAGCUAGAGUAGCGAGGAUGAUUGCUCCAAAAUUUUUGGGGAGAGAAAUUUGUUAGAUAAUAUCAUAUCUCCUAUGGUCUAUCUGGUAUUCUUGUAACAGAUUGUUGCCUCAAAAAGUAGAGACGCCAUGGCGACCUUGCUGUGUAUUCUAAAUUGUUGCUUUGGCAAAAGUUUGCUGGAUGUCUCUGGGGAUGAUAAAACAUUUUUGUAGGAGGGAACAACCUGGCAUUUUGAUUUUUAAGUACUGAAAGCUCUCCAAA
This is a messenger RNA of Sorghum bicolor (sorghum), 2758 nucleotides long. Its product is annotated as nucleolar protein 10. Gene Ontology annotation, biological process: maturation of SSU-rRNA from tricistronic rRNA transcript (SSU-rRNA, 5.8S rRNA, LSU-rRNA). NCBI's taxonomy places the organism in Eukaryota, Viridiplantae, Streptophyta, Magnoliopsida, Poales, Poaceae. The record is from RefSeq and is a predicted model, not a curated record. Gene Ontology annotation, cellular component: nucleolus; 90S preribosome; small-subunit processome. Gene Ontology annotation, molecular function: protein binding. The coding region runs from base 173 to 2302 and encodes 709 amino acids. The transcript is spliced from 16 exons.